Molecule: messenger RNA, 846 nt
Organism: Trichoderma reesei QM6a
Lineage: Eukaryota; Fungi; Ascomycota; Sordariomycetes; Hypocreales; Hypocreaceae
Exons: 4
Coding region: 1-846 (281 amino acids)
Cellular component (GO): membrane
Molecular function (GO): serine-type endopeptidase activity
Source: RefSeq, a predicted model, not a curated record
AUGCCGAGUAUCCAAGGCUUCAAUACCCUGCGGGCACGGUCAUACGUCCUUCGCUUGCCUCUCUUCACCCGCGCCAUCCUGCUGAGCAUCGCGGCGUUCUGGCUGCUUAGCUUGCCCGGCUACUGGGAUGUCCGGCUCUGGGGCUCUCUGAUCCCCGACAAGAUCUCCUUUGCUACAGGCUACCGAUUGAACACUUUCCCUCUCGUGCAUCUCAACUUCUUCCAUGCCGUCCUCAACGCCGUUGCGUUGGCGCCGUUGAUGGAACGGUUCGAAAGCGAAUAUGGAACCCUGACUACGCUGGCACUCUUCUUUGGGCCAUUGACUACGAUUCCCGCCGUUCUGUAUCUCUUCAUUGAGAUUGCCAUUCUCCGUGCCAACCAUGCCGUUAUGGGUGCCAGCAUGUGGGUGUUUUUGCUGUUAGGCAUGGAAGCGAUCCGAACGUAUAAAUCGAACCCGUAUCUGGUGAUUGGGACAUAUCACCUUCCCACCUGGACGACGCCCCUUCUCAUGAUUGUGGUUGUUGCCGCGCUGGUACCAAACACAAGCCUGCUGGGGCAUCUCUGCGGCGUUGCCGUUGGCUACGUUGGUAUGGUCACGGAAUUCGCACAUUCGCCGCUGUUCUCAUCACUAACACGUUGCUUAUUCAUAGCUGGCCUUGGUUACGUGAAGCUGCUUGCGCCUCCAGAGUGGGCGCUUCGCUGGAUCGAAUCUCGUUUAAACCUCCUCGCCAUAUUGCCGCACUAUAUCAGCGUUGACCAGAAGACGUAUGGCCGAUUCGGAGUAUUGCCGACCACCAACCGCCCCGUUGCGAGCGCUCCAGUAGAGCUCGUCGGAGGGAGUUCUUGA